AUGGAGCAUACGAACACUAGCCGUUUUCAGCCAGCAUCUCUCCUUCUAAUGGGUAUCCCUGGAUUAGAAGCUGUACAACUAUGGUUCUCUAUUCCUCUGUGCAUCAUGUACUCAGUUGCCCUCCUAGGGAACUGCACCAUCCUCUCUGUCAUCAAAACCACCACCACCCUUCAUGAGCCCCAGUACAUCUUCCUGUCUAUGCUGGCAGCUACAGAUGUGGGACUAUCUUUGUCAACUCUGCCUACUGUACUCAGUGUCUUCCUGCUGAAUCACAGGGAGGUUGAGUUCCACUCUUGCCUCACACAGAUGUUCUUUAUUCAUACCUUCUCCUCCAUGGAAUCAGCCAUCCUGCUGGCAAUGGCGUUUGACCGCUUUGUAGCUAUUCGCCACCCUCUGCACUACACUGUGGUUUUGACUCCUCCUCGGAUUACUGGGAUCGGAGGUGUGGCAGUCAUUAGGGGGGUGGUAUUGAUGGCGCCUUUACCGAUCCUGCUUAAGCGCUUGCCUUUCUGCAAGGGUGUUACUCUAUCCCAUUGCUACUGCUAUCAUCCUGACAUGAUGAAGCUAGCCUGUGGCCCUGUCAGAGUCAAUAUCAUCUAUGGAUUGUCUCUAGUCCUCUGUUCCUUUGGGAUUGACUCUGUGUUCAUUGUCAUUUCAUACAUCUUCAUUUUGAAAACAGUGCUCAGCAUUGCCUCCGGAGAUGGUCAGCUCAAGGCACUUAACACUUGUGUUUCCCACCUCUUCACUGUCUUCAUCUUUUAUGUGCCACUCAUCGUGUUGGCCUUAAUUCAUAGGUUUGGCACAUUUGAAUCUCCGCUUCUCCAUGUGACUAUGGCCAAUCUCUUCCUCUUUUUGACUCCUGUCCUUAAUCCCUUGGUUUAUAGUCUAAAAACCAAACAGAUAAGGUCAGUAAUGGGUAGGGUACUGAAGGGCAGGAGAGACCUGCUCAAGUAG
Messenger RNA from Octodon degus (degu), 954 nucleotides. RefSeq names its product olfactory receptor 51G2-like. Gene Ontology annotation, molecular function: G protein-coupled receptor activity; olfactory receptor activity. Gene Ontology annotation, biological process: G protein-coupled receptor signaling pathway. Gene Ontology annotation, cellular component: membrane. Lineage: Eukaryota; Metazoa; Chordata; Mammalia; Rodentia; Octodontidae. The transcript has a single exon. The record is from RefSeq and is a predicted model, not a curated record. The coding region runs from base 1 to 954 and encodes 317 amino acids.